AUGGGAAAGAAGUCCAAACAUCAGGGACCCAUCAAACUAACGGGGGCCCGCGAUAUAGGAGACCUUUUCCUCCGUACAGCUAAGGCCUUGGGAGUACCUGCGCCGAAAGAAAAUGGCGACUCAAACUCUGCCUUCUCUGAAGAACAAGCCCUGGACGAGCUGGAUGAGUUCCCAGACACAGGCACUCCUCAGAUGAGGACAAUGAGUUACCCUCCACAAAAGGAGAUAUUAAGGCGCUACUCUGAAACAUCCGCACAAUGUUCACGGCGCACCUCGCUAUAG
Messenger RNA from Pelobates cultripes (western spadefoot toad), 282 nucleotides. The record is from the annotation of a GenBank genome assembly. NCBI's taxonomy places the organism in Eukaryota, Metazoa, Chordata, Amphibia, Anura, Pelobatidae.